CGAGUAUAUGAAGACGCUCGCGCUCUGGAAGUUGUUCUGGAUGGCUGAUCACCUCCCCCGAGCAGCCUCCUUACUUGGCAUCUCACUUGGCAAUCCUACUCAACCUCGUGUGUGUUUCCUUCUCACCACUCAAUCCCACACGCAGCCAUGAGAGUCUCGUCCAUCUUCGCCGUCCUGGCGGCUGCCAGCAGCGCCCUUGCCUACUCGGCCGAGUUGAUUCCGGCCGGCGUCCCUCGCAACGUGGACGAGUUCCGCGUGAAGCACCCCUACCAAAAGCGCGCCAGGGGCUGCCGUAACACGUACACUCUACGUGCCUCGGAGAAUGACCUGGAUGACGUCUCUGACGAGCUUGUCGAGGGUCUGAAGCUGGCCAACAACGGUGGUACUUUGCAUCUUCCCGCUAACCAGACAUUCAUCAUUGGCAAGCCGCUCGAUCUGACAUGGCUCAAUGAUGUCCAUGUCCACUGGGAGGGUGAGAUCAAGUUCACCAAUGACACCCCGUACUGGCAAGCCAACGCCUUCCACCACCCGUUCCAGAACUCCAUCAUGUUCUGGAAGUGGGGAGGAAACGACGUGAAGCUGUACGGCCAGGGUGUUCUGAACGGUAACGGUCAAAGAUGGUGGAACGAGUUUGCUGGUCUUGAGAUUCUGGACCCCACAAACGCCUACCUCCGUCCCAUCCUGUUCUAUGCCGAGAACGCGACUGGACUGUCUAUUGAGGGCAUCCACUUCAAGGACUCUCCUUGCUGGACUACCUUCAUUGUGACUUCCAAGGAUAUCUCCUUCACGGACGUCAUUGUCACCGCCGAGACCAACAACCACACCGCCGAGCCCAAGAACACCGACUUCUUCGACUCUCUGAACGUCGAAGAUGUCCGCGUCAAGCGCGCCUGGGUGAACAUUGGCGACGACUGCUUCUCCCCCAAGUCCAACGCCACCAACAUCCACGUCGACACCAUGUACUGCAACGGCACCCACGGACAGUCCAUUGGAUCCCUGGGCCAGUACGCCGGCGAGAAGAGCUUCGUUCAGGACGUCGUCAUUGAGAACGUCUGGAUGCUCAACGGUCAGCACGGUGCCCGCCUCAAGACCUGGGCCGGCCCUAACAUUGGCUACGGCUACAUCGACAACGUCACCUUCCGCAACUUCUGGCAGGCGAACAACGAGUACACGGCCUUCAUUGACUCGUGCUACUUCAACAUCAACGCCACCACCUGCGCUGCGUACCCUUCCCAGAUGAAUAUCAGCAACAUCCUCUUCGAGAACUUCUCUGGAUACUCCAGCGGAAAGUACGGCCGUGCUGUCGCCAAGCUCACUUGCUCGACCAAUCCCAACGCCGUCUGCGACAACAUCCAGUUCAAGAACUUCAACAUCACCACCCCUUGCGGUGGCGACCCCGUCAUUCUGUGCGACGGUAUCAAGGGAGACAUUGGUACCCCUUGUGUUUCUGCCACCAGUGAUGAGGGUAAGGCUGCUCUGGCGGCCAAGUGCACAACGGCUCUGGCUGUGGCUACACCGUGGGAGGUCAGACCCUUUAAGGGUUGAAUGAGUAAUUGGGUUACACUCUUCUUUGAGUAGAGCUAGGUAUCACGGGUCAAGAUGAUGACCGAGUCGUGCAGUGACGGCGUAGAUUCUUGUAUAAAAUUAAACUUUG
This is a messenger RNA of Colletotrichum godetiae, 1654 nucleotides long. Its product is annotated as family 28 glycosyl hydrolase. The transcript has 3 exons. Bases 148 to 1545 code for a protein of 465 amino acids. Gene Ontology annotation, biological process: carbohydrate metabolic process. Gene Ontology annotation, molecular function: polygalacturonase activity. The record is from RefSeq and is a predicted model, not a curated record. Lineage: Eukaryota; Fungi; Ascomycota; Sordariomycetes; Glomerellales; Glomerellaceae.